CCCCCGCCGCCUCCCCCUCCUCGCCCCCCCGGCUUCCCACCACGGCCGCUCUCGGCGAGGAAACUCUGGCCUCCGCUUCCUCCUCCUCCGACUCGGACACCGGCGGAGCCUCCCCGCCCCCGCGGAAGAAAGCCCGGGCCUCCCCGGCGGCGGCGGAGGGAGCAGGAGAGCCCGGGGCUUCCGCGGGCAGAGCAGGCCUCACCUCGUCCCAGUCCCCCUCGGUGCCCGCCGGGCUCGCCCCCGCCGCCGCCCCGCUCAGAGGCAGUAGCAGCAGCGGCGGCAUCGCCAGCAGCGCCAUGCAGGCCAACGGGGCGGGAGGGGGCCAGCAGCAGCAGCAGCCGCCGCCGCAGGGCCCCGAGCUGGGCUGCCUGGGCGCCCAGAACGGCGAGGCCUCGGCGGGCACGGCCGCCGGUGACCAGCUGGCCCACGCCAACGGGCUGCUGCCCUCGGCCAACAGCGGCGGCCCCGGCGGCGGCAGCCCCGGCGGGCUCGGCGUCAACAACGGGGUGCCCGCCGCCGGGGGGCCCGGCCCGGCCGCCGCCGAACUGGGGGGUGGCGGCGGCGGCGGCAGCGCCCUGAAGAAGAAGAAGCGGCUCUCGCAGUCCGACGAGGACGUGAUCCGGCUGAUCGGGCAGCACCUCCACGGGCUGGGGCUCAACCAGACUGUUGAUCUCCUCAUGCAAGAGUCAGGAUGUCGUUUAGAACAUCCUUCAGCUACCAAAUUCCGCAAUCAUGUCAUGGAAGGAGAAUGGGAUAAGGCUGAGAACGACCUGAAUGAACUUAAGGCCUUAGUGCAUUCUCCGCAUGCAAUUGUGAGGAUGAAGUUUUUGCUGCUGCAGCAGAAGUACCUGGAAUACCUGGAGGAUGGCAAGGUCCUGGAGGCACUUCAGGUUCUACGCUGUGAACUGACGCCUCUGAAAUAUAACACAGAACGCAUUCAUGUCCUCAGUGGGUACCUGAUGUGUAGCCAUGCAGAAGACUUGCGUGCAAAAGCUGAGUGGGAAGGGAAAGGAACAGCUUCCAGAUCUAAACUUUUGGACAAACUCCAGACCUACCUGCCCCCAUCAGUGAUGCUUCCUCCGAGGCGUUUACAGAACCUGCUGCGCCAGGCUGUGGAACUCCAACGGGACCGGUGCCUAUAUCACAACACCAAACUAGACAGCAACCUAGAUUCUGUCUCGCUGCUAAUAGAUCACGUUUGUAGUAGGAAACAGUUCCCAUGCUAUACCCAGCAGAUCCUAACGGAGCACUGUAACGAAGUGUGGUUCUGUAAAUUCUCCAACGACGGCACUAAAUUAGCAACAGGAUCUAAGGACACAACUGUUAUUAUAUGGCAGGUUGAUCCAGACACUCACCAGCUAAAACUCCUUAAGACGUUAGAAGGUCACGCGUACGGGGUCUCCUACAUUGCCUGGAGUCCAGAUGACAACUACCUUGUUGCCUGUGGCCCAGAUGAUUGUUCUGAGCUUUGGCUCUGGAAUGUACAAACUGGGGAGCUGAGGACAAAGAUGAGCCAGUCUCAUGAAGACAGUUUAACAAGUGUGGCCUGGAAUCCUGAUGGGAAGCGUUUUGUAACGGGAGGGCAGCGUGGACAGUUCUACCAGUGUGAUUUAGAUGGUAAUCUCCUUGACUCCUGGGAAGGGGUGAGAGUACAAUGCCUUUGGUGCUUGAGUGAUGGGAAAACUGUUCUAGCGUCGGACACACACCAGCGAAUUCGGGGUUAUAACUUCGAGGAUCUCACAGACAGGAACAUAGUACAAGAGGAUCACCCUAUUAUGUCGUUUACUAUUUCAAAAAAUGGCCGUUUAGCUUUGUUAAAUGUAGCAACUCAGGGAGUUCACUUAUGGGACUUACAAGACAGAGUUUUAGUGAGAAAGUAUCAAGGUGUUACACAAGGAUUUUACACAAUUCACUCGUGUUUUGGAGGUCAUAAUGAAGAUUUCAUUGCGAGUGGCAGUGAAGAUCACAAGGUGUACAUCUGGCACAAGCGCAGCGAGCUGCCCAUCGCGGAGCUGACGGGGCACACGCGCACGGUGAACUGCGUCAGCUGGAACCCGCAGCUCCCGGCCAUGAUGGCCAGCGCCUCCGACGACGGCACCGUUAGGAUAUGGGGACCAGCGCCUUUCGUAGACAACCAGGAUAUUGAAGAGGAAUGCAGUAGCAUGGAUAGUUGAUGGCGAAUUUGGAGCAGACGACUUCAGUUUAACUUAAUUAGUCGUAUUUUAAAUGGCUUGGGAUUUGGUGCAAACAAACAUGAUUGAUAGCUGGACAGACAUGCUCGUCAUGAAAAAAGAACCAUUUCUGAAGCCCAGUUGGGGCCAAACAUUUACCACCUUUGCUUCAUAGUAACCAGUCGAGAUGAAGCACGUCUUUAGAACUUUGUUGGACACCGUGUUGAAAUUACCCCCCCAUCGGUUGUGAAGAACUGUGCUACAUUCAGGCUAACCAUUGAACUCAGUAUAUAUAUUUUUCCCUCCUGCCUUUUUGUCUGGCAGGCUACUGUUCUUGUUGCUCUUCUGUGUAAUGAAGUUUAAAUGCUUGUUUGGAACACUUUAUUUAACAGUUUAGAAGGCUUGAUAGAAAGAGUGCUUUAGUCUGAAGAGUAUACAUUGGAUAGGAAAGUAUUUCCUUCUCUUGUUUCUCAAGUCUCUCUCCGCCUUACUUAGCUUGAGAUCUUUGCAGCUUGGUUCAUGGAUUCUAGCCUUGCCCGUUGCGCAGUAUAUCUAUCAAUUGAGAGGAUAAACCAAUGAACUAUGUCAAAAGCACUCUCAGUAUCACAUUUGACAAAAAGUUUUGUACUUUUCACAUAGCUCGUUGCCCUGCAAAGGGGUUAACAGCACAAUUUUUUAAAAAUAAAUUAUUUAUAGGAUUAAAAUGACUUCAUUUGUAUACAUUUGGAAUUAAAACAAUGCAAGAAGUGUCGUGAAACAUGGUAUCACUGAUGCUUUUCUGGAGUGGCCUGAGACCCAAUCAGAAGCAGUGGCUGGAAGGAGAUUGAUAUAGGCAGUAAAGCUUGUUUCAGAUGGAGGAAUUCACUGUCCAUCUUAACAGUUAAACUGUAUUAGCUAGGAGAAAAAAGCAUUCAGACUGCACCACCAGUCUAAGAGCUGAAACAAGAAGAGGUCUUUUGGUUUUUUUAAUUACAGAAAUAUAUGCAACAAUGCUGGUGUAAAAGGUAGACUACACUUUGAGGGAAGAAUGUGUUGAAAGAGUCCUUUCUUCACAAAGUCAACACUUUGUAUAAGUAAUUUACGUACAAAUCAUAAUUAAACACUUGUGUUAUGAUGGAAA
Messenger RNA from Haemorhous mexicanus (house finch), 3291 nucleotides. RefSeq names its product WD repeat domain 26 (gene WDR26). The record is from RefSeq and is a predicted model, not a curated record. The transcript is spliced from 14 exons. Lineage: Eukaryota; Metazoa; Chordata; Aves; Passeriformes; Fringillidae. Gene Ontology annotation, biological process: proteasome-mediated ubiquitin-dependent protein catabolic process. The coding region runs from base 297 to 2174 and encodes 625 amino acids. Gene Ontology annotation, molecular function: protein binding. Gene Ontology annotation, cellular component: GID complex.